Messenger RNA from Bathycoccus prasinos, 1029 nucleotides. Its product is annotated as hemolysin A. The transcript has a single exon. NCBI's taxonomy places the organism in Eukaryota, Viridiplantae, Chlorophyta, Mamiellophyceae, Mamiellales, Bathycoccaceae. Gene Ontology annotation, molecular function: methyltransferase activity; RNA binding. Bases 1 to 1029 code for a protein of 342 amino acids. The record is from RefSeq and is a predicted model, not a curated record. Gene Ontology annotation, biological process: methylation.
AUGAGAGCGGCGGCGACCUUUACCACGGGAAGAUGUUUCUCCUCGCUGAUGUCAUCAUCAUCGUCGAAACACUACUCUCGCGGGGGACGAUGCCACCACCACACGACGACACGGUUUUUGAUGUUGUGUUUGUUCGGGGCUCGUAACAGAAAAAGUACGAAUUUUAGGAGUUGUAGUAGUAAUAAUAAUAGGAGUGGUAAUAAUAGGAGUGGUACGACGAGGGCGAGAGCAUCGUCGUCUUCAUCGGAGGAGGAGGAAAUAGAGAAAACGACGACGAUAUCGUACGCGAAAUCGGGCCCGAAACAAAGACUGGACGAACUGACGUUGCUCACCAAUCCAGAUUUGAGCAGAAACGUCGUUCAAAGUUGGAUUCAACAAGGGAAAGUCUUGGUCGAUGGAGAGAAAAUAACGAAACCGGGGACAAAGCUGAAACCGAACGUAAAGAUUGAAGUCUUAGCGGAGGAACCGAAAUUCGUCUGUCGAGGAGGGUUGAAGUUAGAGAAGGCGCUGCAGUUUUUCGAGGUGGACGUUCGAGAUAAGAUUUGUUUAGACUCCGGGUUGAGCACCGGCGGGUUUACCGACUGUUUGUUGCAACAAGGCGCAAAGAAAGUGUACGGCGUGGACGUUGGAUACGGACAAGUGCACGAGAAAAUUAGAACAGACGAACGAGUUGUAGUCAUGGAACGACAGAAUUUGCGAUAUUUAGAGGCUUUGCCGGAUUUAGUGGAGGUGGUGACUUUGGAUUUGAGUUUUAUAUCGGUGUUGAAAGUUUUACCGAGCGUGGCGAAAGUGUCGAAACCAAACGGCGAUUUGAUUGUUUUGAUUAAACCGCAAUUUGAAGCGAGACGGGAACAGAUAGGGAGUAAAGGAGUUGUUCGAGACACAAAAGUGCACGAAGAGGUGAUUCAAAACGUUAUUGAAGGGGCGAAAACGUUAGGUUACGAGUAUAUUAAUCACACCGUGUCGCCGAUUAAAGGCGCGAAAGAAGGGAACACGGAAUUUUUAGGACACUUUCGCUAUCAAGAAUGA